CACCCCAAAUUUUGCCCCCCGCAGCCAUGGCGGGGACUUUGGGUUCCGCGGUGCAGGCGCUGAGCGUGCUGCAGUGGAUGCUGACCUUCCUGUUCCUCGGGCCGGGCGCGGUGCUGGCGCUGCUGCUGCUGCUGAGGACGCGGCUCUGGAUCGUCACCGUCACCUACGCGGGGUGGUGGCUCUGGGACUGGCACGGGCCCCAGCGCGGGCCCCGGCACUGGGACUGGCUGCGGAACUGGCGCGUCUGGGACCAUUUCUGUGACUACUUCCCCAUCACG
Messenger RNA from Onychostruthus taczanowskii (white-rumped snowfinch), 278 nucleotides. RefSeq names its product 2-acylglycerol O-acyltransferase 1-like. Gene Ontology annotation, cellular component: endoplasmic reticulum membrane. The record is from RefSeq and is a predicted model, not a curated record. The transcript has 3 exons. Lineage: Eukaryota; Metazoa; Chordata; Aves; Passeriformes; Passeridae. Gene Ontology annotation, molecular function: diacylglycerol O-acyltransferase activity. The annotation marks the transcript as partial. Gene Ontology annotation, biological process: triglyceride biosynthetic process.